This is a messenger RNA of Lepidothrix coronata (blue-crowned manakin), 2215 nucleotides long. It is a transcript of the gene APCDD1, whose product is annotated as APC down-regulated 1. Gene Ontology annotation, biological process: negative regulation of Wnt signaling pathway. Gene Ontology annotation, cellular component: plasma membrane. The record is from RefSeq and is a predicted model, not a curated record. Gene Ontology annotation, molecular function: Wnt-protein binding. The transcript has 5 exons. NCBI's taxonomy places the organism in Eukaryota, Metazoa, Chordata, Aves, Passeriformes, Pipridae. The coding region runs from base 31 to 1575 and encodes 514 amino acids.
GCGGCGGCCGGAGCGCUGCGAGGCGGGGAGAUGUCCGCCCCGUACGGCUGCCUGAUGCGGUACCUGUUCCCAGCCCUGCUGCUGCACGGGCUGGGAGAAGGUUCUGCUCUUCUUCACCCAGACAGCAGGUCCCACCCUCGGUCCUUGGAGAAGAGUGCGUGGAGGGCUUUCAAGGAGUCACAGUGUCAUCACAUGCUGAAACACCUUCACAAUGGAGCUCGGAUCACUGUGCAGAUGCCUCCCAAUAUUGAGGGCCACUGGGUCUCUACUGGCUGCGAAGUUAGAGCAGGCCCAGAGUUCAUCACAAGAUCUUACAGGUUCUACCACAACAAUACUUUCAAGGCCUACCAGUUCUAUUAUGGUGGCAAUCGCUGCACAAACCCCAUCUACACGUUAGUUAUACGUGGCAAAAUACGCCUCCGGCAGGCGUCCUGGAUCAUCCGAGGGGGCACUGAAGCUGACUAUCAGCUACGCAACAUACAGAUCAUAUGCCACAACGAAGCAGUAGCCAAAAGAUUAAGCGAGUUGGUGAACCACACGUGUCCUGGAUUUAUCCCAGAAGACAGCCCCUGGGAGCAGGAUGUGAGUUACGAUUUGCUGAGAGAAGAGAAUGGCUGUGAAUGCACCAAAGCUCUGAAUUUUGCCAUGCACGAACUCCAGCUGAUCCGUGUGGAGAAGCAGUACCUGCACCACAAUUUAGACCACCUUGUGGAGGAGCUAUUCCUUGGAGACAUUCACACUGAUGCUGCUCAGAGGAGGUACUAUCGGCCCUCUAGUUAUCAACCUCCCCUUCAAAAUGCCAAGAACCACGACCGCACGUGCAUCGCGUGCAGAAUCAUCUACCGGUCGGACGAGCACCACCCUCCCAUCUUGCCCCCCAAGGCGGAUCUGACCAUAGGGCUGCACGGGGAGUGGGUGAGCCAGCGCUGCGAGGUGCGACCAGAGGUUCUCUUCCUUACUCGGCACUUCAUCUUCCAUGACAACAACAACACCUGGGAGGGUCACUACUACCACUACUCUGACCCCAUCUGCAAGCACCCCACCUUCACCAUCUACGCCAAGGGACGCUACAGCCGGGGAGUCCACUCCUCCAAAGUGAUGGGUGGCACAGAGUUUGUGUUUAAAGUGAAUCACAUGAAGGUCACUCCGAUGGAUAUAUCCACAGCCUCGCUGCUCAAUGUCUUCAACGGGAAUGAGUGCGGAGCACAGGGAUCCUGGCAAGUUGGGGUACAGCAAGAUGUCACCCACACGAACGGCUGCAUUGCGCUUGGCAUCCGCCUACCUCACACCGAGUACGAAAUCUUCAAAAUGGAGCAGGAUGCCCGAGGCAGGUACUUGCUGUACAACGGGCAGAGGCCGAGCGACGGGUCCAGCCCCGACCGACCGGAGAAGAGAGCCACUUCCUACCAGACGCCUCUGAUUCAGUGCGCCUCAUCAGUACCCAGGUCUGAAGAGUCACCAGAGGAGAAUAAAAUAAGGCUGUAUAGCAGCAGGGCACCGGAAAAAUAUCCCAGUGCCCCAGCUCUUGCUUUGUUGUUUAUUUGUACUGUGUCAUACUGGGACAUUCUCAGCUAGAAGUGAAAACAACUUAUUUUUCGUGACUACAAAGCCAGGAUUCCACCAGACUGGGGGCUGUUUUUCUUCCAAAAGAAAGGGACAUUUAUUUUCUUGAUGCACUUGAAUGCCUGAGAACUGUUGUUCUUUUCCUUACUUCCCCCUUCCUCCUUGAAUCCCGAACGGCACUCGUUUGAUGUUUGUGCUUUGAACUUCAUCCAGUCUGAUCCCUGGCCUGACAUGACUGCACAAAAGUAAUUGCACUUUAGGACUGCAGACUUCUGGGGGGAGGGAGGGGGUCUCCUUUUAUUUUAUUUUUCUUUUAACUGCUGGGAUGAACAUUUACGAUCCUGCUUUAGUUGUCUCUGCCAUCCUGCCAUUGUGGUGCUCUUCUCCCCAACGCCUGGGUUCUCAUCAGAAUGUAGCUCUGGGGAAGGGUUCGGUGUUGUGCCAGUACUGUGAUAGCAGCUUCCCCCUCUGACUUCACAGCUCUGAUGUAGAUAUGUAUAUAAGGAGGAAACCCACAAAGAUUUAUCUUGCCAUUAUCUCACAGCUCAUAAUACAAAAAGAAUCAGCAGAUCAACAGCCCUCUGUUCCAAAAGUGCUAAAUGGUUAACACCUCUAAUUAAAAAAAGAAAAAAGAAUAUUCCAAGUAAUUUAA